CGGCUGUGCAGCCGGGGAGCCGAGACAGCGAAGCGCCGGCGGGUCGCAGCUGGAUCGCAGGCGCCUGGGAGCUGGGAAGCCGGAGAGGCCGCUGAAGCCCGGGCUGGGCAGAGGAAGGAAGCGAGCCGCCCCGGAGGUGUGUGAGGGCCAGGCACACUUACCUGUGUGGCUGCUGUGAAGGCAGAUCCACAGAGUUCUCACGGGUGCGGGGGACAAGCCAGAGUAGGCAGAACACUGCACUGUGACACUGCUGCCCUGCAUAAGCUGCCCAGGACAUCUCUUCUCAAGGAGUCCAGAAGUGAAGCCGGGAGUGGAGUGUGGCAGUAAAAUCAGACGACAGAUGGACAGUGUGACGAGAACGUCAGAGAGGAUUGGGCCUCGCUGUGGGAGUCAGCCUGGAGUCAAGGUGUUGACAAGUUGCUGAAAAGGACACCGGGGAGGGCUGUGCACGCAGAGGGAGUAGAGCCCUGUCUUCAGUCGCACCAUUGAUGGAGGACAGAUGGACAGCCGGAUGGCCAGUCACCUCUCUUAAACCUUUGGAUAGUGGUCCUUUGUCCUCUGCUGGACACCUGUUGGGGAUUUUAGCCCAUUCUCUGAACUCGUUUUCCCUCAAAACGUAAGCUUGGGCUGCAGUGUGCAAGCAGGCUCCUCGUCCACAGAGCGACACAGCUGCAAACAUGAGUGCUGAGGGGUACCAGUACAGAGCGCUGUACGACUACAAGAAGGAGAGAGAAGAAGACAUUGACCUGCACCUGGGGGACAUUCUGACCGUGAAUAAAGGGUCCUUAGUGGCACUUGGAUUCAGUGAGGGACAGGAAGCCCGGCCUGAGGAGAUUGGCUGGUUAAAUGGCUAUAAUGAAACCACCGGGGAGAGGGGAGACUUUCCAGGAACUUACGUUGAAUAUAUUGGAAGAAAAAGAAUUUCACCCCCCACUCCUAAGCCACGUCCCCCUCGACCUCUUCCUGUUGCACCAGGUUCUUCAAAAACUGAAGCAGACACUGAGCAGCAAGCUCAGCAUGCUUUGGUCCUUCCUGAUCUGGCCGAGCAGUUUGCACCCCCUGACGUUGCCCCACCCCUCCUCAUCAAGCUCCUGGAAGCCAUCGAGAAGAAAGGACUGGAAUGUUCGACUCUAUACAGAACACAGAGCUCCAGCAACCCUGCAGAAUUACGACAGCUUCUUGAUUGUGAUGCCGCCUCAGUGGACUUGGAAAUGAUUGAUGUACAAGUUUUAGCAGAUGCUUUCAAACGCUAUCUCUCGGACUUACCAAAUCCUGUCAUUCCAGUAGCUGUUUACAAUGAAAUGAUGUCUUUUGCCCAAGAAGUACAAAGCUCUGAAGACUACAUCCAGCUGUUGAAGAAACUCCUUAGGUCGCCUAAUAUACCUCAUCAGUAUUGGCUUACUCUUCAGUAUUUGCUUAAGCAUUUCUUCAAGCUCUCUCAAGCCUCAAGCAAAAAUCUUCUGAAUGCGAAAGUCCUCUCUGAAAUUUUCAGCCCUCUGCUUUUCAGAUUCCCAGCAGUCAGCUUGGAUAAUAAUGAACACCUCGUAAAAGUGAUAGAGAAUUUCAUCUCAACUGAAUUGAAUGAAAGACAGCCAGCACCAGCACUGCCCCCUAAGCCACCCAAGCCCACCACGGUAGCCAACAACGGCAUGAACAACACUAUGUCCUUACAGGAGGCUGAAUGGUACUGGGGAGACAUCUCAAGGGAAGAAGUGAAUGAAAAACUCCGAGAUACUGCUGACGGGACCUUUUUGGUACGAGACGCAUCUACUAAAAUGCAUGGCGAUUAUACUCUUACACUAAGGAAAGGAGGAAAUAACAAAUUAAUCAAAAUCUUUCACCGAGAUGGAAAAUACGGCUUCUCUGAUCCAUUAACCUUCAACUCUGUGGUUGAACUCAUAAACCACUACCGGAAUGAGUCUUUAGCGCAGUACAAUCCCAAGCUGGAUGUGAAGUUACUUUACCCAGUGUCUAAAUACCAGCAGGAUCAAGUUGUCAAAGAAGAUAAUAUUGAAGCUGUAGGGAAAAAGUUACAUGAAUAUAAUACUCAAUUCCAAGAAAAGAGUCGAGAAUAUGAUAGAUUAUAUGAGGAAUACACCCGUACUUCCCAGGAAAUCCAAAUGAAAAGAACAGCUAUUGAAGCAUUUAAUGAAACCAUAAAAAUAUUUGAAGAACAAUGCCAAACCCAGGAGCGGUACAGCAAAGAAUACAUAGAAAAGUUUAAACGCGAAGGCAACGAGAAAGAAAUUCAGAGGAUUAUGCACAAUUAUGAUAAGCUGAAGUCUCGCAUCAGUGAGAUCAUAGACAGUAGAAGAAGACUGGAGGAAGACCUAAAGAAGCAGGCCGCCGAGUACCGCGAGAUUGACAAGCGAAUGAACAGUAUUAAGCCAGACCUCAUUCAGCUGAGAAAGACAAGAGACCAAUACUUGAUGUGGCUGACACAGAAAGGAGUUCGGCAGAAGAAGUUGAAUGAAUGGUUGGGAAAUGAGAACACUGAAGACCAAUACUCGCUGGUAGAAGAUGACGAGGAUCUGCCCCACCAUGACGAGAAGACGUGGAAUGUGGGAAGCAGCAACAGGAACAAGGCUGAGAGUCUGCUGCGGGGGAAACGAGACGGCACUUUCCUGGUCCGGGAGAGCAGUAAGCAGGGCUGCUACGCCUGCUCUGUAGUGGUAGAUGGCGAAGUCAAACAUUGCGUCAUCAACAAGACUGCCACCGGCUAUGGCUUUGCCGAGCCCUACAACCUGUACAGCUCCCUGAAGGAGCUGGUGCUACACUAUCAACACACCUCCCUCGUGCAGCACAAUGACUCCCUCAAUGUCACACUAGCAUACCCAGUAUAUGCACAACAGAGGCGAUGAAGCGCUGCAUUCGGAUCCAGUUCCUUACCUUCAAGCCACCCAAGGCCUCUGGGAAGCAAAGGGCUCCCCUCCAGCCUGACCUGUGAACUGAGCUGCAGAAACGAAGCCGGCUGUCUGCCCAUGGGACUAGAGCUUUCUUGGACAAAAAGAAGCCGGGGAAGACACUCAGCCCAGGGCUGUUGGAUGACUAGACGUUUCUAACCUUAUCCUCUUUCUUUCUUCUUUUAAUUUAAAGCCACAAUAUACCACCACCACACAGAGAAAAAGAAAUGCAAAAAUCUCUCCGUGCAGGGACAAAGAGGCCUUUAUCCAUGGUGCUUGUUCAUGCUUUCUGAAGCUUUACCAGCUACAAGUUGGGACUUCGGAGACCAGAAGGUAGACAAGGCUGAAGAGCCUGUGCCUGGGACCGCUUGGUCCAGCCUGGUUUAGCCUGGGUGUCGCUGGGUGUGGUGAACCCAGACACGUCGCACUGUGGAUUAUUUCCUUUUUUUAAUGAAUGAACGAUUACGCAGCAGCGAGGAACAUCUGUUCACGCAGGACACUUUGAAAGAACAUCGAUGCAGUAUGUUUGGAGCAGAAACAAAAAUAAUCAGAAAAUGUUUUGUUUGAGCUUGUCAAAUCAACAGCCAACAAACCCACCAACAGGGAAAUGAGUGUGGACAAGUGGACUUAAAAUGACAUUCAGUAUAUAAAAUAUGUAUAUAAUAUUGGGUGACUAACUAUCAAAUAGAUGGAUUUGUAUCAAUACCAAAUAGCUUCUGUUUUGUUUUGCUGAAGGCUAAACGUGCAGUGCUAUGCAAUUCUUAAUUUUUAUUAUGUUGUUACCAGUUUCAAAUAUACCUUCAGAAUAAGCUCCCCUUACCCCAGUUUUUGUUGCUUGAAAAUAUUGUCCUUCAUUUUUUUGUUAAUAUUUGUUUUGUUAUUUUUACUUUUUUUUUUUUUUAAGAAAUGUACAGGAUGCCAGAAAGAAAAAAAUGGCUUAAGAAUUAAAACUAUGAAAUAUUUUACAGUUUUUCUUGUACAGAGUACUUGGCUGUUAGCCCAAGGUUAAAACGUUCAUAACAGAUUUUUUUUUUUUAACUAAAUGUUGGGCAGGGCCCUGAUAAGCUUCAAAGCUGCUUUAUUCAAUAAAACAGAAAAAGAAAAUGAUAUAUGCUAUGACAAAGUAUUGCUGAGUGCAAAAGUGUUGUUUUAAGACUCUUGAAUACGGUACCUGGCAAUGUUUGUUUCCUAACGAAUUGUGAACUUCUUGAAUCUGGAGGGAGGGGGAGGUAGCCAUGGGUUGUAGCAGGCGGGAGGGGGGAGGGAAAAGAUGGUAUGCACUUUCUCGGGAUUCCAGAUAAGGGGAGGAGGAUUGAAGGCGGGAGGCAUCUUUCCCCACCUGGGUUUGAUAGUCAUUACCAAUUCACAGCAACUCCAGACCUGCUGUAGCUCCAGCCCAGCCCAGCUGGCCGGCAUCUCUGUUCUCAGGAGGUGCUGAGUUAGUUUUGAGGUUCCCGGACCGUGCUCUUUUGGUUGUUGUUGAACACACUGGUCUCAAGGUUGAAUCCCUGCAUCUAGAAGAGGUGUUCUUUUCUCCUUUUGAUAUUGGAGUAGUCCCGGCAGCCAGCCACCAUUCAUUUCAGCAAAAGCAUGACCUGAGAAACAGUACUUUUAGUUGGAUGUUAUUUUCCUAGCUCUCCGUUCGGUUUAGAACGUAAGGCGUGUAGACCGUGACUGCGCUUUGUGGAAGUUAAACGGCUCUUCUCAUUCACAUGGCUGUGCAAUGUUGUACAUCACGGUGUGGAAAGGGAACAGUUGGUGGUGUCUUUCCUUUAACUUAGAACAAGAGUUUGAGUUUCCCUGCCCUGAUGUGCAUGUGCAAACGCUGGUGUGUUCUUGGGGAAUUGUGGCAUGCUGUGGAGAGUAGAGGCUAAGGAUUGUCAGUCACAGGCUAGGGAGAUUCAAGUGGCCUCUUCAGUUUCACUUUCCCUUCCUCACUAUCAGCUGCACCCAGGACUUUUAUUUCUCUUCCCUUCAUAGACUUAAGGUGAAGGCAUUUCGUGUCUUUCAGUGUUGUUGUUUUAAUCUUUUGCAGCCUGGUGGUUGGGUUAGUGGUCUAUGGAAUGUAUUGUUUUUCUUCCUAUGAAAUAACUGCUCAUCCUCAAGAGCAGAAGUCAGUCAGCCAGACUGUCAGCCCACAAACUUGACUCCACUGACCUGACCGCCUCCUGACUGCCAGACAAUUGAUGAUUCCCUGGGCUUACUCUGGGCUUUGCAAUCUCCAGUGGUAGCAUUCUGCCACUCCAUUUAAGACUGAACAGAUAAUGCUUGAUUGUAAGCUAGGUUUGUGGUUGGAUUUUUUUCCUUUCUUUCUUUUCUUUCUUUCUUUCUUUCUUUCUUUCUUUCUUUCUUUCUUUCUUUCGUUUCCUUUUUCUUUUCCUUCCUUUUUGUAGCAUAUCAUGUAUGCUAUCAAAUACAAAUAACUUUCAUUUUAAUAGUGGAUCAGAGAUUGGUUGUUUCCUUACAAGUUCUAUUAAGUAUUUUUUUUUCUUCAACGCUCUGCAAGAUGACUUGCAACUUAGGCAGAUGCCUCAGUUUCUCAUUGCACAAACUUGAGUUUUUCCAUCUGUCAGAAGGCAGAAGUCAACCUAGUCUACACAUAGUGAGCCCUGUUACACCUGUCCUGCUGAAUGCCUUCUGAUGAUAGGUUCAUAUGCUCACCAGCUCUGUCCUUGGAGACGUUUUGGCCAUUAGCUUUCUGUGGAUUCCAUCAACGCAUUUGUCUAGUAGAGUUAAGUGGCUCACGAGUGCAGAUGGAUACAGCACUGCUGAUACGUAAGUACCCCCGCAUCAGUUCUUCUCACUGACUCUCACAUCCUAAAGACAAGUCAGACACUAAGCUGCUGAGAGGAUGAGCUAGACCAUAGAAGUGAAGAGUUGGGACCUCAUCCUCCACACCAGAGGGAUCUUAACCACAUGAGAAGGCAGCAAGCCUAUGUUUGACACAUGACAACUUCAUGGCCCUGGGUAUAUGUAUAUAUGUAUAUGUGCAUGGACUGUGUUUCCAGUACACCUCUCAGGCACGCAGAUCCACAGUCGAGUUCAAGUACAUAGCAAGCAGAUGUCUAGCACAGGUCUUGUAUAUGUGUAUGUUCUUUUUUCCUUUGAUGUUGCCUUGUUUUGUCUUAUAAAGGUGAAAAUUGCUGACAAGUGAAGUGAGAGGUUCAUCAUUUGACCUUCCCCCCCUGUUUUUAGAAGCUACUUCCCCUUUCAGGGAGCAAGUCUGGGUGGCUUGCUCACCUGAGGCCUCCUUGUGUUCAGUGUUGUCAAGUCAGAGCUGUCGUUGUGGGGAACCAAUUGCUUUGUUAUGUAUCUGGUUAUGAGCUAAUAACUUGUUUGGGAAGUCCUACUGAUGUUCUUUAUCGGGAGAAAGCUCCUGCUGGUUUUCCCAACUGUGCUUUUGCAAUGCAUGGUAUCUAAGUCAGUUGGAAAGCAGGCUUUGCUGUCUGUUUGAAUUUAGGGUCAUUUAGGAAAGGGGCAGUUAAAAAGCACAAUGCCUCGCAUGGGACAAAGUUCCAAAAUACCAAAUUCUUCUACUUUUUACAAAAAAAAAGGAUUCUGCAGUUCUAUGAAAUAACUAGUCCUGGGAGUGGGAGGGAGUGGAAUUGGCUCGAUUGGAAAGACUCCCACUUCACGCUGAACUUGUCACCAUGAGAUAGCAUUGGCUGCCCAGGAUGCUGCUAUUUAAGAGAAAGAAAAAGAAGCAAAACAAACAAAUAAAAACCCCUCCUUUAUACGUGUGUAUUUUUUAAAGUUAAACUCUGUUCAAUGUUUUUACAAAUCUGUUUAUAUGACAUUGAUAAAAAAUAAAGUUGGUCUUUUGACGAGAGGGAGGAUGUCAUGGUCAGUUGUAGUUUUGCCUUUACAAGGCAACUGGGGUGGGGAGGGAGGGAGUGUGCCUCCUUGACAUUUUGUUCAAGUUAUAGAUUCAGUGAAGCUAUGUAUUGUUUUAAGUUGCUUAAUGCAUUGUAUUAGGUCCUCAAACAGAAUAAAGGUUGUUUUGAAACUUAA
This is a messenger RNA of Meriones unguiculatus (Mongolian gerbil), 6914 nucleotides long. RefSeq names its product phosphoinositide-3-kinase regulatory subunit 1 (gene Pik3r1). The record is from RefSeq and is a predicted model, not a curated record. Gene Ontology annotation, cellular component: phosphatidylinositol 3-kinase complex. Gene Ontology annotation, molecular function: 1-phosphatidylinositol-3-kinase regulator activity; protein binding. The transcript has 17 exons. Bases 678 to 2861 code for a protein of 727 amino acids. Gene Ontology annotation, biological process: insulin receptor signaling pathway; phosphatidylinositol phosphate biosynthetic process. Lineage: Eukaryota; Metazoa; Chordata; Mammalia; Rodentia; Muridae.